Messenger RNA from Dictyostelium discoideum AX4, 498 nucleotides. RefSeq lists its product as hypothetical. NCBI's taxonomy places the organism in Eukaryota, Evosea, Eumycetozoa, Dictyosteliales, Dictyosteliaceae. The transcript has a single exon. Bases 1 to 498 code for a protein of 165 amino acids. The record is from RefSeq and is a predicted model, not a curated record.
AUGUCCAAGUACAAAUGUCCACAUGAUUAUUAUUCUCUUGAAAGUUUAAAAAAAUAUGGUUAUCGUGUGUAUUAUGAUGAAUUGGUUAACCCUAACCUUUUUCCAAAAAUGCUUAAUGGUUAUUGCAACGAAGAAUGUAAAACAAAAAUGAAAGAGAUUUAUAAAAUAGUAAUGGAGCAAUUUUUAACUUCAACACAAAGAUAUUUUGAAGAUGCUAGAAUCUUUGAAUAUGCUAAACAAACAAAAGAAAGUGACCUAAUUUUUUAUGAAAUUUUUUUCGAAUUAAAAGAAAGAAGAAAGGACCCAAUCGAUGGAAUAUACAAAACUUUUGAUGCAAAAGAAAUAAAAGUAGACCCAAUCAAUAUGCAAAACAAACUUGUGUUAAUUAAUUUCAAAGUUGGAAUUCUUAAUGGAAAGCCAGUAAGAUUAUGUGAUCUUCCAGAGGGAACAAAAUGUGAUUAUGAUGCUGACCAUUUACCAGAUAACUGCACUCGUUAG